CAGUGAGGCCUGCCGCCUCGGGGGAGGGAGGAACCAGUCGGGGUGAUGCGCCGGGAGCCGGUGUAACUGGCCUGGCGCCUCGGGAGGUGGGCGGGACGGUGCAAACUGCGGUUCGGCCGGCGAUGGAGUCAGAUCUGUUCGCCCAGGAGCUGGUCUGCGCCAUCUGCCUGGAGCUUUUCACCGACCCGGUCACGCUGCGGUGCGGCCACACGUUCUGCCGGCUCUGCGUCACCCGGUGCUGGGGCGAUCGGCGCUCCAGCUCCUGCCCCGUGUGCCGGCGGGCGGUCCCAGCCAGGGACCUGCGGGGCAGCCGGGCGCUGCGGAACCUGGCGGAGAGAGCCCGCGACUCGGACCGGAGGGCCGGCGGGUGCGCGGGGACGGGGCGGCCGCUGGACAUCGACAGCCCGGGGCGCAGGCGGCCGUGUGCCGUGUGCGCAGCGGAUCCGGAACAGAGGGCGCCUGGGCCGGGCCCCCGGAGCCAGCAGCAGGAGGGCACUCUUGCCUCGGCCAUCUAUUCCCUAAAGAAGGCACGAGCUGCCAGCCUGGAGAGUAUAAAGGAGCAGGAGCAGAACAUCUCGAAAGUUAAAGAACAGACUCAGAGUCUCCACAUCCACAUCAGGUCCGAGUUUGCAGAGCUACACCAGCUCCUUGCUGAGAGAGAGCAGCACCUGCUCCGCGCCCUGAGGCACCACGAACAGCAGCUUCUUGAUGAGAUGGAGAGGAACCUCCGCGCCCUCUCCCAGGACCUGGAAUCGAUCGACCGACGGCUGCUGGAGAUGGAGCAGCAGGCCAGUGGGCCAUUCCCGCCUCCAGAGGAGAGCACAUCAUUCCGCAGCAGGCCGGAGCGACGCGGGAGCCAGCCGGUGCUGGCCCUGCAGCUGCCCUUGGGGGUCUUCAGGGGACCCUUGCAGUACGCGGCUUGGAAAGGGAUGCUGGAUCACCUCAGCCCAGCUCUCAGCACCUUCACCCUCGAUCCGGACAGCGCUCACCGCCGCCUCCUGCUCUCCGAGGACCUGAGAGCGGUCAGUCACGGUGAUGGCAGCCUGCCCCCGGCAGCGCCUGGCCCACGCCGCUUCCACCCCUACGUGUGCGUGCUGGCAGCACAGGGCCUCGCCUCAGGCAAGCACUACUGGGAGGUGGAAGUGGGCGGCAAGCCCAAGUGGGACGUGGGCUUGGUGCACGAGUCUGUCGACCGGGCGGGGCGGGAGCCGCCGUCCCCCGGUGUUGGCUACUGGAUAGUGUGGCUGCGGAACGGCCACGAGUACUGGGCGCUGACCGAGCCCCGCACCCGACUCAGCCCCCGGAGGUCGCCCCGCACCGUGGGCGUCUACCUAGACUACGAGGGCGGGCAGGUGUCGUUCUAUGACGCGGAUGGGAUGGCCCACCUCCAUACCUUCACUGAUACCUUCACCGAGACCCUCUACCCCUACUUCAGCCCAGGUCUCAAUGAUGGAGGGAGGAACUCCGAGCCCUUGCGCAUUCGCUGGCUGUGACCGCCUAUCUGCAUCUCCACCUCGCCCACGAAAGGGACAGCACACUGGCUGGUAGGUGGGAGGCAAAGAAUGGGAGUAAAGGGAGCCCUUUCGGAUUGGCCGCCAGUGGCUAGUGGUGUUCCACAGCAGUUUGUUGGAACUGCUUCUUUUUAUGUUAUGGGUCAAUGAUUUCGAUGAAAGAAUUGAUGGAUUUGUGGCCAAGUUUGUGGACAAUACGAAGAUAGGUGGAGAGGCAAGUAGUGUUGAGGAAGCAGGAGUCGGAUAUACUUGGAGAAUGAGCAAAGCAGCGAGGUGUCGGGAAGUGCAUGGCCUUGCACUUUGGUGGAAGAGAUAAAAACAUCGACUAUUUUCCGAAGGACAGAAAAUUGUGCAAAGGGAGUCUGUGUGUGGGAUUCUCCAAUGGCCAACUUGCAGGUUGAGACAGCGGAGCAGAAGCCAAAUGCAAUGCUGGCAUUCAUCUUGAGAGCACGAGAAUACCAAAGCAAGGGUGUAAUGCUGAGGCUUUAUAAGGCACUGGCGAGGCCUCACGGAGUACUGAGAGCAGUUUUGGGCCCCUUAUCGAAGGAAAGAUGUGUUGAGAUUGGAGAAGAUCCAGAGGAGGUUCACGAGAAUUGUACCAGGAAAGAAAGGGUUAAUGUAUGAGGAGCGUUUGAUGGCUCUGGGCCUGUACUCACUGGAGUUUAGAAGAAUCGGGGGUGGGAGGGAAUCUCACUGAAACCUAUUGAAUAUCGUAAGGCCUAGAUAGAGAGGAUAUUUUCUAUAUUGGGGGAAAUCUAGGACAGAGGGCACAGCUUCAGAAUAGAGGGACAUCCCUUUAGAACAGAGAUUAGGAGGAAUUUCUUUAGCCAGAGGGUGGUGAAUCUGUGGAAUUCAUUGCCACAAACUGCUGUGGAGGCCAAGUCAUUGAGUAUAUUUAAAACAGAAUUCAACAGGGUGUCAAAGGUUACAGGUAGAAGGCAGGAGAAUGGGGUUGAGAGGGAUAAUAAAUCAGCCAUGAUGGAAUGGUGGGGCAAAUGGCCUAAUUCUGCUCCUAUGCUUGAAGUCAUAUGGGCGUGCCAUGGUUGGCCUGGGAUGCCCACUGCCACUGGAGCCAGUUCAAAGCCCUCCUCGCUAUAUAGGAUCCAGUUGAGAACACGGGACAUGGCAAAGACAGCUUUGUAGGUCACAUUGACGGAGGGCAGAUCGGAUCCAAUCUAGCCAAGUACCGGCAUCACACUGUGAAGCCAAUCAACAUUUGGAGUCAGGGACCCUUCCUCGCAGAUGCUGCUGAGUUCUUCCAACAUUUCUGCUUUACUUACUAAUUCCUGCCCUGUUUGUUGUUAGCUGUGAGAGUGAAGGAAGGUCGAACAGUGACACUCUUUGGCCAAAGAUGUGCUGAUCUUUUCACCUACUCCGAGAUCAAUCUAACCCUUGCCUCCCACGUAGAGGCCCUCUGCUGGCCGGGUUCGACCAUGCACGUUGCAUCCCAGCAAGCCAAGGCAGAGCAAGCUGUUGCCCAUGUAGCAGGCUACCUCUCUCCAUGCAGCUGAUCAGUCCAGAGGGACGGCAGAGGCCAACAGAGUCUGGCACCAGCGCAUCGCAGGAGUCGCCGAUCAGUAUUGAACUCAAUGUAGGACUAUCUUAGGGACUCCAGCCCUGGAUUUUUCCCGAAGCCUUCCCCAUGAGUGGGUGUAGACGCAAGGCAGCGGAGGUUUGAGAACAGUGUUUUCCUUCUCCUAGAUGAGCUGCCAACCCAUGUCUGACGAGCUCCAUCUGUCCGAAGCGACUGUAUUUAAGGUGACAGUAAUCCACCUUUGCCCCUUCUCUUGUUGCGCUGGGCUUCGUAGCUAAGCCACGCAUGAAGGCCAGGAGUUGGACUUGGUUGUCAGAGACUUUUAGAGACCUAUGCCAUUGAGAGCAUUUAAUAGAUGGUGGAAGUUUAUCCCCCAGUAACACCCCCAACACCAGCUAUGACAGCCUUAAGGAACCAAGCCAGCCCUCCAAUUUUCUUCACCCACUUGCUUCUCUGAGAGAUUUGUAAAUGUCCCGAUUGCAAUGCGUCUGCCACCAUCCCUGGCCCUGUGCUUCAGGCAUUCACCACUCUCUUUUAAAAAAAUGUCCCCCACUACUUUCAGAGGGUCAUAAAGUACAGCACAGAAACAGGCCCUUUGGCCCAUCUAGUCCAUGUCAAAACCAUUUGAACUGCCUACUCCCAUCGACCUACACAGGCACCAGAGCCCUUCCAUAUCCCGACUAUCCAUCUACCUUCUCCUAAACAUCGAAUUUAAGCUCGCAUGCACCAUUUGGGCUGGCAGCUCGUUCCACACUCUCAUGACCCUCUCUGAGUGAGGUUUCCCGUCACGAUCCCUGAAACAUUUUGCCUUUCACCCCUAAGCCAUCACCUCUGAUUGUAGUCCCACUCAACCUCAGUGAAAAAAGCCUGCUUGCAUUUACCCUAUCUAUACCCCUCAUAAUUUUGUAUACCUACGAUUGGCUCUGGACCUGUUCUUGCUGGAGUUUAAAAAUGAAGGGGGUGGGGGGGGAUCUUAUUGAAACCUACUGAAUAUUGAAAGGCCUCGACAGAGUGGAUUUUUUUUUAUAGUGGGGGUGUAUAUGACCAGAGGGUACAGCUUCAGAGUAGAAGGACGUCCCACUGGAACGGAGAUGAGGAGGAAUUUCUUUAGCCAGAGGGUGAUGAGUCUGUGGAAUUCAUUGACACAGGUGGCUGUGGAGUCGAGUCAUUGGGUACAUUUAAAAUUAUUGGUUCUUGAUUAACAAGGGUUACAGGGAGAAGGCAGGUAAAGGACUUGAGAAGGAAAAUAAUCAGCAAUGAAGGAUUGACAGAGCAGACUCAAGGGGCUGAAUGGCCUCAUUCUGCUCCUAUGCCUUAUUGGCAAAACCCCAGUUCUGGGGCCACACUUCAGGAGUUCCUCAGGGCCCAACCACCUCCAGGGACUCCUCCUAUUUCAAGGUCAGGUGGGGAUAGUCAUAUUUGCACAGUUGAAGUUAAAGUUUAAUUGUCAUUAACCAUACACACGAACAGCUAGACAAAAUACCACUCCUCCGGGGCCAAGAUGCAAAACACAGACUGAACAGUCACACACAUCAAAGUUGCUGGUGAACGCAGCAGGCCAAGCAGCAUCUAUAGGAAGAGGUGCAGUCGACAUUUCAGGCCGAGACCCUUCGUCAGGACUAACUGAAGGAAGAGUGAG
Molecule: messenger RNA, 4684 nt
Organism: Mobula hypostoma (lesser devil ray)
Lineage: Eukaryota; Metazoa; Chordata; Chondrichthyes; Myliobatiformes; Myliobatidae
Product: nuclear factor 7, brain-like
Exons: 6
Coding region: 123-1493 (456 amino acids)
Biological process (GO): protein ubiquitination
Cellular component (GO): cytoplasm
Molecular function (GO): ubiquitin protein ligase activity; protein binding
Source: RefSeq, a predicted model, not a curated record